This is a messenger RNA of Boleophthalmus pectinirostris (great blue-spotted mudskipper), 4624 nucleotides long. It is a transcript of the gene pan3, whose product is annotated as poly(A) specific ribonuclease subunit PAN3. NCBI's taxonomy places the organism in Eukaryota, Metazoa, Chordata, Actinopteri, Gobiiformes, Gobiidae. Bases 323 to 2689 code for a protein of 788 amino acids. The transcript has 18 exons. Gene Ontology annotation, molecular function: poly(A) binding; metal ion binding. Gene Ontology annotation, cellular component: PAN complex; P-body. The record is from RefSeq and is a predicted model, not a curated record. Gene Ontology annotation, biological process: nuclear-transcribed mRNA poly(A) tail shortening; mRNA processing.
CCAUAAUGCAUAGCCAUGCUAACAUGACCUGAGCAAAUCAGACUGCGAGCAAAAACAACAACAGGCUAGCGUUUCCACUUUGCAGGUAGCUGCAUGACUCCGAAAAUAACGACCAGCACGAUCCUAGCGCUGUAAUGUAACCAUUCCGAAACAAAAAUGCACGGUAGCCUUAUGAUGUGAGCUCUGUUGCGUCCACGCUUUUGUUGGGGGCUGAAUUUAUACUAACUUGUGUUUUGAGGGGACAGUUUGCAUGCUAGCUGUUAGCUCCGUUCGUCUCUAUGUUUGAGUGUCUUUCGGCGGCAGUGGCGGCAGCAGCAGUGCCAUGAACAGUGGACUCCCAGCCUCCGCUCCGCUCGGAGGUCCCGGGAUACCCAUAAAGGUUAAGUUUUGCAGAUACUAUGCAAAGGACAAAACUUGCUUUUAUGGAGACGAGUGCCAGUUCCUGCACGAAGAUCCGUCCAUGGCCAACCUGCCACUUCACGGUGGCGGCAGUCCCGUCCCUCUGUCCAUGGCCGGAGGAGGAGCGACGCCUGCGGGAUACGCGCUCAGCGGAUCAGCGGCAUCUGGUCCGAACAGCGGAACUGUGUCGAAAAAGAGUGAGAACCUGGGGCCCACUGGAGCAUCUCUGGACGGACAGCUGCUACAGAUCCCUGGGAUGGAGGGAGCAAACCUGAGUGAUGCCAAUCUCACCAACUCCUAUUUCAGCAGCAGCUUUAUUGGGGUAAAUGGUUUUGGAAGUCCAGCAGAGUCAAAGUAUUCUAUGAUGCAGCGUAUGACUACCAGCAGCAGUUCUCCAAGUCUCCUUAACGAUGGUGCCAAGAAUUUCAGCCACAGCAGUCAUGAUCCAGUAAACUCUCCAACAUCAUCACUCUUUAGUGAUUUUGGUGCUCUUAACAUUUCCCAAAGGAGGAAGACUCCUAACCCGGCAGCAAGUGAGUUCAUCCCUAAAGGAACGCCACGUAUGACUACUAUGGCUCAGUCUACUGUCCCAGCUUUCCCCUCGACUAUAUUUCCUCAUCCUGCCCUUAGCAGCUCUACAGCAGCUGCUUUGGCACCAGGAAUGUCUUUAUCUGCAGGAUCAUCUCCUCUUCACUCUCCCAAAAUUACACCUCACACCUCACCUGCACCUCGUCGGCGCAGUCACACACCAAACCCGGCCAAUUACAUGGUGCCCAGCACUGCUACUGACCCGGCCUCCCACAUCAUACAGAAAGAGACUGUGGGAGGAACCACCUACUUUUACACAGACAACACACCAGCUCCAAUGGCUGGAAUGGUGUUUCCUUCCUAUCAUAUCUAUCCCCCCACUGCACCCCAUGUGGCCUACAUGCAGCCUAAAGCCAAUGCUCCAUCCUUCUUCAUGGCUGAUGAACUCAGACAGGAGUUGAUAAAUAGACAUUUGAUAACAAUGGCACAGAUUGACCACUCAGAGAAUCCAGAUGUCCCUUCUGAGGUGGACAGCUACCAUAGCCUUUUUCCACUAGAGCCUCUCCCACCUCCAAACCGCAUGCAGAAGACCAGCAACUUUAGCUAUAUCACCUCCUGCUACAAAGCAGUCAACAGCAAGGAUGAUCUUCCUUACUGUUUGAGGAGAAUACAUGGGUUCCGCCUUGUUAACACAAAGUGCAUGAUGCUUGUGGACAUGUGGAAGAAAAUUCAACAUUCGAACUCUGUGACACUGAGGGAGGUCUUCACCACCAAAGCUUUUGGGGACCACUCGUUGGUGUUCUCUUAUGAUUUCCAUGCGGGUGCAGAGACCAUGUACAGCAGGCACUUCAAUGACCCAACUGCAGACUCUUUCUUCACAAAGAGAAAGUGGGGGCAACAUGAACCUCCCCCUCCACGUCAACAUGCAGGUCUACUGCCUGAGUCUCUAAUAUGGGCAUACAUUGUCCAGCUCAGCUCUGCCCUGCGAACAAUCCACACUGCAGGGUUGGCUUGUCGAGUUAUGGAUCCCAGCAAGAUUCUAAUUACUGGCAAGACCAGGUUACGGGUGAACUGUGUAGGAGUGUUUGAUGUCUUAACAUUUGACAACAGUCAGACCAAUCAUCUGGCCCUAAUGCCCCAGUAUCAGCAAGCAGACCUUGUCUCUCUGGGGAAAGUGGUGCUGGCAUUAGCUUGUAACUCUCUGGCUGGAAUUCAAAGAGAGAACCUGCAGAAAGCAAUGGAGCUGGUGUCCAUCAACUACUCCUCAGAUCUCAAGAAUCUUAUUCUGUACCUGUUGACUGAACAGUCACGUAUGCGCAGUGUCAACGACAUCAUGCCAAUGAUUGGAGCUCGCUUUUACACACAGCUGGAUGCAUCCCAGAUGAGAAAUGAUGUAAUCGAGGAAGACCUUGCAAAGGAAGUUCAAAAUGGCCGCCUCUUCCGCCUGCUUGCUAAACUGGGCACCAUCAAUGAAAGACCAGAGUUUCAGAAAGAUCCCACUUGGUCAGAGACAGGGGACCGUUACCUGUUGAAACUUUUCCGAGAUCACCUCUUUCACCAAGUCACAGAAGCUGGAACGCCCUGGAUAGACCUCAGCCACAUUGUUUCCUGCCUCAACAAACUGGACGCUGGUGUUCCUGAGAAAAUCAGCCUGGUAUCUCGGGAUGAAAAGAGUGUUCUGGUGGUGACCUACUCGGAUCUGAAGCGUUGCUUUGAGAGUACCUUCCAGGAGCUGCAGGUUGCUGCCUCUGGUUCUCUGUAGCCCCCUUGUUCCUGGGACAGGGUGUUCCAGUUCUAGAGCACACUAUUGCACUACAGUGGAGGAGCAGGAGGCGCGGUGCGAGUGGAGUGACAUCAGCAUGGCAAAGGCAGCAGGGCAGGGCUUCAUGAACCUCAGUCUUAUACACUGACCCUGUCCAUCAGGAAGGCUUUUUCUAAAGUGUAUCUUUUUUAUUUUUUCAUGAACCCCACAGCUUAAACUGGUGAAAGAAAAGGACAUGCAGAAGCUGUGACAUUUUUUUAGAUUUGGGGAACAAACAAAAAAACUUUUCCUGCUUUUAUUGUUUAAUUCUACUGUUGGGGUUAUUUUUCUGCAGCGGAUGCACUAAGAUUUUAAUUUUUUGUUAAUUUUGUUUAUUUUUAUGAAUGUGUGGCUUACAGGAUGUACAGAAAGGGGACAAAAGUCACAUGGGACUAUUACCAGAAGAGACGGAUUUAACAAAGCAUUGACCUCUUCCAAGUGGAGACACCCCUUCAUUCUGACGCACUAGGAACCGGAACACAUCAUUCGAGGCAUUUGUGGGAGGUUGGUGCUUUUACAGACCAAGCCCAUCUUUGCCCUGGCUGAUGGUUCCUCUUCAAAAGGACAAACCACUUGGGUGGAAUGCGAGUCUGAAAACAAACGAUUCAGGAAAUGAUUCAAGGAUAGACAUUGACUCAGAAUGGUAAGGCAUCAUUUGUGAGUAGUUUUUUGGGCGUGUUUAUGUGAUCCAGCACUGAAGAAGGGGUGUCUUCUCUUAAUACGUAAUUUUAGGUGUUUGUUACACAUGUAGCGACCACCAUGAAUAAUGGGACACUUUAGUGACCAGAACUGCAUUGGGGGGAGAUAAUGCGCAGCACUUGGUAUGGUUUAUGGGCAGGGCUUCUGUGGAGGUGGACCCAGAGCUGCCUCUUUGUGGAAUGUCCUUAUUUUGUCCUCCCCAUCCGCCUCUCUCAGCCUUUACCCAAACCUCACGUUCCAUCACUGCCCCCCCUUUCUGUUUAAGAGAAAUGAUGGUUUAUGAAUUAUUUUUCUAUCUGGAAUUUCACUUUGCUCAGUUGUGCAGAAACAUAAGAUUGGUUACAGGAGUGCAGUUUUGUUUUCCCACAUUCGAACUGUAUUUUCUUUGUGGACCAAUUCCAUGUGGGUUAGUUUAGGGGGUUUUGCUUGAGAGUCAAUGAAAUGAGGGCAGAGGACACCAACAGAUCUUUGUUUUAUUUGAAUUUUUUAUGAUCAUGAAAUGCAGACCAUGCUGGAGACAAAUUGGCUUGUAAUGGUUUGGGUUUCUCUCAGGAUGACACACAGCUGGAGGGCCCCAAUGAUUGAAUGUGUUUAGCUGUCAUUGGGUUGUCCUUUGCCCAGUCUGAUUGGCCUGCUACAGUGGUGUGGGUGGGACUUCAUCUGCUGUUGCGAAUGACUUUGUGACGAUCAUGCUGGAAAGAUUUUAUGUUGCCCUUAAGUACAUUGCAUAUUCUGCAGAAUCAAGUGUAACAUUUUAUUUAUUACUUGUAUCAAAUGGCAUUUUCAGGCAGACUUGAGUUGUUUAUAUCAACCACUUUGUCCACAUAAGGAUAAUGUUUAUAAGUUUAUGAUAAUAAUGAAAUCUGUGUCCACAUUGUUGGGUAUUCACUGUUCUUAGGGGCAACAUUUCCUAUAUUAGAUCAUGUACUACUUCUACCUUUUUAGCAAAAUUAAUGAAAAGAUAAGUAUCUUUGGUGAAUGUGGUGCUUUAGAAACCCUCAAAGACACAAACUCCUGUCGGACACAAAGUUCAUUUCAUUAACAAUGCACUCCAAUAAUGUUAGCGAUGACCUUCUCCCCACAUCACACUACUACAAUCAUCAUCUUAGUACGUUUUAAGACCCUCUUGUGUUCAUUGUCUCAGAUUUUGCAAUAUUUGUGUGUACAGCAGUAUUUUAAUAAAGAAUACCAAAAUUA